AUGGCACACCAAGCACACGCAUAUCACAUAGUUGACCCAAGCCCAUGACCCCUAACAGGCGCAGUAGCCGCCCUACUAAUAACAUCAGGAACAGCCAUAUGAUUCCACUUCCAAUCAACUACCCUUAUAACAAUAGGAACAAUUCUACUUUUACUUACUAUAUACCAAUGAUGACGAGACAUUGUACGAGAAGGGACUUUCCAAGGACACCAUACACCGCCAGUACAAAAAGGAUUACGAUACGGAAUAAUCCUAUUUAUUACCUCAGAAGUAUUCUUUUUCCUAGGGUUCUUCUGAGCUUUUUACCACUCAAGCCUAGCCCCAACCCCAGAACUAGGGGGAUGCUGACCCCCAACUGGUAUCAUUACUCUAGACCCAUUUGAAGUGCCCCUACUAAACACAGCCGUUCUACUCGCCUCAGGCGUCACAGUCACAUGAGCACACCACAGCAUUAUAGAGGGAGAACGAAAACAAACCAUCCAAUCCCUAACUCUCACAAUCAUUCUAGGUUUUUAUUUUACAUUCCUACAAGGCAUGGAAUAUUAUGAAGCCCCUUUUACCAUCGCAGACGGAGUUUAUGGCUCAACAUUCUUCGUGGCCACCGGAUUCCACGGCCUACAUGUCAUUAUUGGUUCUACCUUCUUAACAGUGUGCCUUUUGCGCCAAAUCAAAUAUCACUUUACUUCAGAACAUCAUUUUGGAUUCGAAGCCGCCGCUUGGUACUGACAUUUCGUUGACGUAGUAUGACUAUUCCUAUAUGUCUCAAUUUAUUGAUGAGGCUCAUA
Messenger RNA from Anguilla anguilla (European eel), 785 nucleotides. NCBI's taxonomy places the organism in Eukaryota, Metazoa, Chordata, Actinopteri, Anguilliformes, Anguillidae. The record is from the annotation of a RefSeq genome assembly.